Messenger RNA from Drosophila montana, 446 nucleotides. RefSeq lists its product as uncharacterized. Lineage: Eukaryota; Metazoa; Arthropoda; Insecta; Diptera; Drosophilidae. The record is from RefSeq and is a predicted model, not a curated record. The coding region runs from base 78 to 446 and encodes 122 amino acids. The transcript is spliced from 2 exons.
GCGAUAAAAUUCAAUGCCAUAAAUUGAGUCAAACGAACAACUUCGACAUUCACAUAUCACAACAUAUCACAUUCAAAAUGAGUAAGUGGAGACACAGUGAAUUGGAGGAGGAUUUCUUGCGCAGGCCCUCAAAAGUGGAUGAACUUUUCAAGUUCUUGGACGAAAUAUCAAGCAAAGGCAAAGGCAAUGAUGAUAAGGCCGCGGCUGUUAUCAUUCCGGACGUUACGGACACAAAUUUUAUUGUUAUGCAGCGCGGCCAGUACCAGGAUAGAAAGAGGACCAAGCGUAGCACCUUUAAAUUUAAUAUGACAGCGAAUCUCAAUCAAAUGACUUUUAUGCGCCAGAUCGAUGUCAGCGAGGCGGAACAGACGUCCGCGCGCCAGACGAAUAUGGGACAGAUCAAAUACAUUGAAUAUUUUCUAGAAAAAAUGAGAUCUGAGUUCUGA